Messenger RNA from Paramecium pentaurelia, 2139 nucleotides. NCBI's taxonomy places the organism in Eukaryota, Ciliophora, Oligohymenophorea, Peniculida, Parameciidae. The record is from the annotation of a GenBank genome assembly.
AUGUCUCAUACUACUAAAGAAUACCUACCAAUUGUUUUCACUGAUCUCUAAAUCUCUACCAAAAUUUAACCAAGUGACUAUUACAUUGAAGAAAAGUAAUAUUAUAAUCAAAUCAAGACUCCCAAUUAUCAAAUAGUCACAUCAUUCAACAUCUCAACCUAAAUUAUCCAAAGUCAUUUCUCCAUCAAAAACCCAAUAAGAAAUAAUUAAUUAUUAAAAUAACAUUAAAAAGAUAGUAUUCCCAAACAUACUUCAAAGAACUAAACAAGACAUCAAAAAAUAUCGAAAACAUCAACUCUCUUUGAUAAGUGAUGAAAUUUCAACUUCAUAACCUAUUAACGAAUUAGAACAUAAAAAAGUUAGCAAAACAAAUAGCUAAUCUCCUCUUAAAUUGCAUUCUUAAUAACAAAGUUAUAUAAGCAAUCAUCCAAUAAGAACUGAUCUUUCUUCAUUAAUAUUCGAUAAUAAUUUGGAAUCCUAUUCAAAUGAUUCUAUCAUUAAAUUUCGUAAACUAAGGUAACUUGUGCAAUAUAAUUUAGUCCGACAUUCAAUGAAACAUCUUGGUAAAAAAUAGAUAAAGUAAACAGAAUCAAUUUAGCACAUGAAGUCUAAAAAGAAAUACAUCAUUUAGAAAGAUUCAAUACAUAUUGGAAACCAGAUAUGAUUAAUUAAUUUCUAUAACUCAAAAUUGUAUAAUAGGGUGUCAACUUUAAAAGAGGCAAUAAAAGAAUAUUUAUAUUAAUGUACUUACCUCAUUAAACUCUUGUUUUAAAAAGUUCAUAAGUUGAAGUAAAAAAUAGGUAUUUAUUUAUAAACAAUUUAAUAGUCCCUUUUCAUUAUAAUUAAAUUCAUUAGUAUAUUUUGUUCCACUUUAUGAGAAAAUUAAUAAUGUUAGUGAAUUAACAGAUAACUAUAAUAUUUGGUCUAAACACUUUUUAGAUUUACUACAUUAUAAAUAGCAUAUAAACACAGUAAAGUUUUACUUUUUAGAUGGUAAAGAACUUUAAACAUUAAAUUAAAUACCUUCUUAUGAAAAAUUUAUAUAUUGCAAUUUACAUGUAAAUGAAUUAUUAAUAAAUGAUAGGGAGAAUUCGAUAUUUGGAAUAGAAUAGGAUAAACAUUAAAUUUAGGAGGACAAUUCUAAUUAGAUAAAUAUGUAAAAUUAGCCACAAAAAUGGUAGAUUUAAGAUCAAAGGAUGAUAUUAUUAAAUUCUUUGGUAAGAGAGAUAAUUUUCUGCCUUUUUAUACUAUGGCUUAUAAUUAAAUAGAAGAAAGUGUGAAAUCACCUAUUUUAUAAUAAAUAGAAACAAUUCAGUAAGAUGCAGAUGAUGAAUAAUUAAAUGAUGAAGUAAUUGAUUAGUCUAUUUUUCAAAUGAAUAAGAAUUAAUAGAAAGCUUAUCUAAAAACAAUAUAGUAUCAUAUUCUAUAAAAUAAAACUAAAUAUUCAGAACAUUUAGCUAAUGAAGAAGCUGGAAUGAGACAAAGAAAACAGAAUAUUAAAAUAAUUAGAAGAAAAUCAAUAGAAAUUUAAUUAAAAGGGGUAUUAUAUUAUUUAUCAUAUUUAAAUAGUAUAAAUAAAUGCUUGAUCCUAAUGAAGAAGCUCAUAUAGAAAGAAAAUUAUUACAUGAGAACACUUAAUCAAUAGAUGAAAUUAAAGAAGAUGCUGCAGAUAAAGUAGAUGUGUUUAAAAGUGCAAUUUAUAAAAAGUUACCAAAAAAAAUAGAAUUAACUAAUGAUCCAUUUUAAAAUUUCUCUUCAAAAGAUAAUAAAAAAUUUAAAGAAAUAAUGAAGUUGAUUAAUAUUGAAUAAAUAGUAUUAGAGAAAAAAAUAAAUAGAUAAGAUGUUAUGCAUUAUCUAUCUUUAUUCAAAGCUUUAAUGGAUUCAGAUAAUCUUAAUUAAUUUACUACUAGUCAAUUAGAUUAUCCUUCUUUAUAUAUUUCUAGGGAACAAUUAAAAAAAAGCUUGCCAUAUAUCAUAUUAUAUAAAAAUCAGUUAAAUACUGGAAAAUUAAAUGAAAUAUAUGAAAGAUAAUAUAAUUAUGUUGAAUUCUUGGAUUUCUUAGAUAUCUUUACUACUGAAUAUAUAGUCUCAGAUAAAGAAUUAGAAAGAUUAAAAAAUUAAAAAUAAGAUGCAUAUUGA